AUGAUCUCGUUGUUUUCUUCCGUUGGCGAUGGUUCUGUUGAUGGUAUCUUUGGUUUCAACGUCGUCAUCGUCUGUUUUGGAAGCUUCCUUGCCGGCCUUGUUGAGCAGCUUGGACAGCGAGUUCAGGAUCGUGGCGUAUGCGCUCGAGACGUCAAUGGUGGAGUACUCGAUCAGAAUUCCAAUACCGUAAGCGGCAGAGCCUCUAACCUCGGACGACUUGUCGUUGGCCAGUCUGUCGAUGAAGAUCUCCAACAGUUCCUGCGUGUACGGGUUGCUGCUUUUGAUGCCGUUACAGAUCUCUGCAACGCAUCCAACGGUGGAAACACGCUUGUUCUUGACCUUGGAUUUGACCUGGGCCAGAACAACGUCUUUGAACGAGCUAAAGAUACGCACAAAGUCGGCGCCGAAAGCGUCGGCCAGACUCACCAAAACUUCGAGCGCAGAGUCGUAGAUCACGGCUUCGGUCUCGGUGGUGUCGACCUCGUCGUCCGGAACAUCGUCGUCAGGCUGGCUCAAACAAAGAUGCUCAUUUUUGAUGAUAAGCAUCAGUUGGGUACACAGAGACUCCAGCUGCGACGAGUCGGUUCCGUCCAUGAUGGCAACCUUACCCAUGGAUUUGGACUUGACGUACUCGUACAACGAGUCAAUACAGGUCAUAACCAUGUGCACGUCGAACUCCUCGGGCAAAAUACCGAUGGUGAUGCUUCUGACAGUUCUGAUCAGUUCCAGCACCUUGUCGUUCAGUCCGUGGGCCUCAAACAUGCAGUAAGCAAUCUUCCACAUGGUGGAAAGCGAGGCCUCUCUCACGGCGUACGACUCCUCGAUCUGAUCGGCGAGAAUCUUCAUUGUCUCCUCAACGUAGUUGGUGAAACCGGCCUUGGUUCCAACAGCCAGAGAGCUCAAGGCCACCAAAGCGACCUCCUUCUCGACCGUGACACCGGUGUGGACGUUCAACUUCUCGGCAACAUCAGCCUCGUCGGCGUUCUCGUCGUCAGAUUCGAAGUUGAAGUCGAACUCCUCCUGUUGUAG
Ogataea philodendri is the source of this 1029-nucleotide messenger RNA. RefSeq lists its product as uncharacterized. Bases 1 to 1029 code for a protein of 342 amino acids. The record is from RefSeq and is a predicted model, not a curated record. NCBI's taxonomy places the organism in Eukaryota, Fungi, Ascomycota, Pichiomycetes, Pichiales, Pichiaceae. The transcript has 2 exons.